This is a messenger RNA of Petromyzon marinus (sea lamprey), 5101 nucleotides long. RefSeq lists its product as uncharacterized. The record is from RefSeq and is a predicted model, not a curated record. Lineage: Eukaryota; Metazoa; Chordata; Hyperoartia; Petromyzontiformes; Petromyzontidae.
AAGGCCAGGAUAAACUUUCGACCUCUUGACCUUUCAGAUCUGGCUGUCGCAAGCGAAGAAGCGACCGACGCCGGUGGUGGCGACGUUGCCACGCCGACCCCGGCUCGAGGCGCCCGGCGGGCAACACCGGCCGGGCCGGCGCUGGGCACAGUGAGGAGGGGCACGAGGCAGCGCGGUGUCGGGGUGCCCCGCAUCGUGGGGGGCACGGAGCCCCCCCGCGGCGCGUUCCCGUGGCUCGUGUCGGCGCGCCUCCGUGGGGCGCACGCGUGCGGCGCCGUGCUGGUGGCCCGCAGGUGGGCGCUCACGGCGGCGCACUGCUUCCACAGGAGCAAACGUGAGGACGACUGGGCGGCCGUCCUGGGGGAACAUGACCUGGUGGAGACCGAUCCCUUCGAGUCGACCAUCGCUAUCAACCGCAUCAUCAUCCACCCGCACUACGACCCUCGCUCCUUCGACUGCGACGUGGCGCUCCUGGAGCUGGCUCAGCCGGCACCGCUCAGCGCCCACGUCUCCACGCUCGCCCUGCCCCCCAGCAGCCUCCAGCUCCCGCCCGGCACCCCCUGCACCGUCGCAGGAUGGGGCACCCUGCAGGAAGGUGAGCGGGCACGAGCAGUUAUGAGGGGCCUGAGGCCGAUAGGAGGGGAAGGGUCUAAGUCCGUAUUGCAUAUUGCAACGAAAAUUACGAAGUCAACAAACAUCAUGAUUUAUUUAGCUAUCCCGUUGGUCAAUCGACUUCCUAACGGGCCCGGCUCCCGGGUGCUGCUCGCCGCGCGGCUGCCCCUGCAGCCCCAGUCGCUGUGCCGCUCUGCGCUGGGCCCGGCCCACGUCACGGCGGGGAUGCUGUGCGCCGGUCGCAUGGACGGCGCCGCCGACACCUGCCAGGGCGAUUCCGGGGGGCCCCUGGUGUGCAGCCCCCCAAACCCAUCGCGGGACCCUUCCGCCGCCACCGCCGCCCCGGUGCUGCUGGGCGUGGUGUCGUGGGGGGACGGCUGCGCCGAGGUGGGGAAGCCCGGAGUGUACGCGCGCGUGCCUCGCUUCUCGCACUGGGCCCGGCAGCAGAUGGCGCUUCCCCCGGGGAGCCGGGAGCCGACGUGCGCGGAGCUGAGACAACUUCGCGCCGUCGAGGCCGGUCCACUGCGCGAGAACAGAGACUCCCAGCUCUGCUCCUUCUACUCCCGGCCCUGCCGCCCCUCGCAGAUGCCCCCGGGCGCCCCCUCGGCCCCUCAGCUGGGUUUCCCGGCGGCCGGCGACGAGUGCCAGCGUGCGUCUCGCAUCUCCUGCGCCAAGAAGAAGCGGGCGUGUGAGUUGCGGGAUGUACUGGGGGGCCUGGUGCGAUCCCUGGGUCGGGAGUCGGAGCUGAGGAGGAGACACGGGGGCUUCCCGGGGCCUCUGAGCGCCCCCAUCUCCCACCCACUACAACAGCAGCAACAGGAACAGCAGGAGUGGGAAGAACUGCAGCAGAUACAGCAGUGGGAGCAACAGGAGGAUGAGAAGUGGCAACGACAGCAGCAGCCGCAGCGGGGAGUGCGACAGCAGCAACCAGAACAACAGGUGCAGCAGGAACAGCAGCAGCAACAGCAGCAGCAGCAACAGCCACAGGGACAGCAGCAGCAGCAACUGGAACAGCAACCUGAACAGCAACAGCAGCCGCAGCAGCAGGAACAGCAGCCAGAACAGCAGCAACGGCGGGUAUUUAAAGUGACUGAACUUCUGGAACCGCUGAAUCGGAGACAACAUAUGCUCGGGCGACAGCAACCAGACCUCAUUCACAUGCAGCACCUACAGCUAGAGCAGCAACAACAACAGCAACCACGACAUCAACAACAGGCGCAGCAUCAACUGCAACAUCAGCUACAACAACUGCAGCAGCAGCACCAAACGAUUCCGCUUCAGCAGCAAAUGAAUCAAACUCGGCAGAAGCAGCAAACGAAUCAGAGCCAGAAGCAGCCGAAUCUAACCGAGCAACGACAUCAACCGAAUCAGAUUCAACUGCAGCAGAAUCAAACCCAGGACGAACUGAAUCAGAUGCAACUGCAGAAGAAUCAAACCCAGGAAGAACUGAAUCAGAUUCAACUGCAGCAGAAUCAAACCCAGGAAGAACUGAAUCAGAUGCAACUGCAGAAGAAUCAAACCCAGGAAGAACUUAAUCAGAUUCAACUGCAGCAGGAUCAAACCCAGGAAGAACUGAAUCAGAUUCAUUUGCAGAGGAAUCAAACCCAGGAAGAACUGAAUCAGAUUCAACUGCAGCAGGAUCAAACCCAUGAAGAACUGAAUCAGAUUCAACUGCAGAGGAAUAAAACCCAGGAAGAAUUGAAUCAGAUUCAACUGCAGCAGAAUCAAACCCAUGAAGAACUGAAUCAGAUUCAACUGCAGCAGAAUCAAACCCAGGACGAACUGAAUCAGAUUCAAGUGCAGCAAAAUCAAACCCAGGACGAACUGAAUCAGAUUCAACUGAAGCAAAAUCAAACCCAGGAAGAAUUUAAUGAUAUUCAACUGCCGCAGAAUCAAACCCUUCAAGUGAAUCCAUCCCAUGAUAAAUAUCAAAUGCAAUUGCAGCAGUUGAAUAAAACAGAAGACCUCAAUCAGACACAGCAGCCGCUGAACGAAAGCACAACUCUCCAUGGUCUUAUUCCGCUCAAUAAAUCCCAGCUGUAUCAAUCACAUCAGCGGUUAAAUAAUACAUUUCACGAGCAGCUGGAUCAAACCGAGCAAAGACAGAACCAAAGCCAGGGACUGCAUCUGUCCGAGCAACUGAAUCAAGCUGAACUGCAUCUACAACAGCACCAGUCCCAGCAGCAGCAGCCAGAUCAUUUACAACAACUGUAUCUAACCCAACCUCAACCGCAUCAAACUCAGCAAGUGCCGAGUAAAACUCCACAGCAGCCGAGUCAAAAUUAUCUGAGUCAAAAUCAGCCGAGUCAAAAUCAUCUGAGUCAAAAUCAGUCGAAUCAAAAUCAAUCGGAUCCAUCCCAUGAGGAUCUACAUCAAAGUGAACAACUCAAUCAGCGGCUAAAUCAGUCCCAUCACGAGGGGUACCUAUCAGACCCAGAGUUAGAUCGAACCGAACAAGUGAAUCAAUUCCACGCGGAGCUGAAUGGAUAUCACCAGCAGCUGGAUCACACUAAACAGUUGAAUCAAUCCCAGCAUCCGCUCAAUCAAACCCACCGGCAACUGGAUCAAUCCCACAUAAGUAAUCGGUCCCAAAUGCUCGAUCAAUCCCGACACCUUCAAAGUGAAACCCAACAACCGAAUGGUCCCUACCAGCAGCUGAAUAGAUCCAACCAGGAUCUAAAUGAAACCCAGAAAACGAAUCAAAUGCAACAGGUGCAUCAAUCCAACCACGAGCAACAGCAGGUGGAUGAAACCCUCCAGCCGACCCCGGGUCUGCCGCUCCUCCCGCCUUCUUCCUCCUGUCCCGGGCUCCAAGCGGCUGAGGAGGCCCUCUCUCGGGAGUCCGGCUCCUGGAGCUGGGUCUUCAGGGUUCCCGAGGAGAAGUUGCUCAUGGAGUUCACGCACGUGUGGCUGGAGUCUCGCACGCGGAGUGCACGUGUACGGGCCUUGGUGAACGGGGAGGCCCUGCUCUUCUCAACAGCGCUGGGCCCCGAGGGGGACUCCCUCCAGACUCGGCUCCUCCGCAUAAUCGCCCCAGCCCUGCGGGCGGCGCGGGCACCCCGAGGCCCCCGGGGUCAGGGCCAGACUCGGGCGGCUGGGUCGAGGUCGGGUUGAAGGGGUUUUGGGGUCAGGGUUUGCCGUCAAGAGUCGAGGUUUGGGCCGAUGUCUCGGCUCUCUCAAGGUCGGGAGGGGUUGGGUCAAUGCCGUGACUGGUUCUGGUUGGUGUGGGGGGGGGGGUUGAGGUUUGAGAGGUCAAGGUCAUGGCUGGCUGAGUCAGAGUCAGCGUAUAGGUGCGUGGUCAAUCAGGGUCAAGGUCUGAUUGAAGGUCACGAUGAUGUCAGAGGGGUCAAAAUCACGAUCAAGGUUGUGGCCAGGGUCAAUGUUGAGCCGAUGGUCGUGUUCUACCACGCACAGCCUCGUCACGCGAAUGCAGGAUGAGAGCCAUCCCCCACCACGUGGGUCACGGGGGGUUAUUUGACCACGCUGGUCAGUGCAGGUUAGCGAAGUCGGGGUGGCUGGGGUUGAAAUACACGUGGCCCCAUCGAAAUACAGUACAUUACAACAACGUAUCCUUUGUGUCUUAUUACAUAAUAAUAAAAUAACAACAAAUAUUAAUGUUAUUUAAUGAAAAUAUUAUUUAGUAGUAAUAUUUUUUGUUAUUUUCUUUGAACCUAUCUACGUGACUUUACCGAAAGACCCAAAGAAUAUGAAUUCCUGCAGUCACGAAAGCUUUCGGUCAAGGUUUAUUGCAACAAAACGGUUUUGCUGUACCGCCCUCUGCUGCCCACAACAUAGAGGAGCCAACGCAACCGCCUCUGACAACCGGCGUAGACGGUGUUCAGAUAAAGAACGUGAAUCAAAAAUGAAUGAUGAAUCGCAACGAGCUCUCACCCGCCUUAGUGAAUAAAGGGCGUCGAUGGCAGGAGGUUAACGCAUCGUGACGGGUUCUUGCCUGGUUUAAAUGAUAAAGGGAUGCCAAUUACAAGGGAAUAAUGAAUCGCAUUAGACUUUCGCAUGGUGAAAUAAAUGCCGACAAGAGAAUCUCGGCGAGCUCGUGUCUGAUUAAAGAAAGGACGCAGAGCAGCAAAGACGAAGAGUUAUGGGUCUGGUCGGAAUCAGGACGUCAAACGCAAGAGACGAUGCAUCUCAAAUGAACGUUCACCUGGUUCAAUAAAGGCUGUCAGUCAACAAGAGAUGAUUGGCUCUCAACGGUCUCUUGCCUGGUCAAGGAAACUGAAAUGUAAAAUUGUAACUUGCUGACCCGCCCGUACUGGAUAACUGUGCAAAAACAGAACGUCAAUGUUCAUCGGAUCCCUCCAGUCUAAAUGAAGAUUCUGAUUCUGAUUAAACGCGUAAUUUUCUCGUUAAAAACAAAUCUGUACAAAACAUCUGCUUGUUUAUUAUCGAUACAAUUGUAAUGUUAUUUUAUGUAAAGUAUUUUCUAUCAUGUUUUUUUUAAUCGGUUAUUUUUUUAAUGUACAGUUUUGUU